AUGGAAAGGCUCGACCACUCGACACGCGCCGACAUCACCGACGACAUUGCCGGAUCUCUCAGAAGGAGCUGCGUCGAGAUGGCCUUGAAUCGCAUCGAUGGCGACGAGGAGCUUUACGUGGGAGGGAUUUUUGCACUCAAACGUCCGACCGCUCUGAGUGAUCGCGGCAUCACCCACGUGCUGUCCGUGGUGCGGUGCAACCCGUCAGAGGACUGGAGCGCUCAGUACAGACACAAGGUCAUUGAUGUGGAUGACGUGGACGAUGAAGAUUUACUCUACCACCUGCCAGGGGCGGUGAGAUUUAUCGACGAUGCCCUCCAUCCGAAACCUGAAGGGAAGGAAAAGAAAGCAGUGAGGAAUGGCCGGAAGGCUGCGGUUUUGGCAGAUGUCAUCGGCGUCGCGGCUGGGGGCGAUGCGACUGCCCCCAGCGACGAUGAAGCCAGCGACGAGCAAGCCGAGACAACCGAGGAUCCAAUAUUCAAAGCCAAGGCUGAUCGUCUUCGUGCUGCCGCCAGUCCCAGCCAGAACGACGCGCCAGCUUUGUCGGCCGACCCACGGUCUGCCGACCCCGAUGCCAUCACGCCUGUGCCUGCCAUCGAGCACCUGUCUCUCUCAAGCGCAGGUAAGCCAGGGGCGGUGUACGUGCAUUGUGCUAUGGGGAAGUCACGAUCCGUCACUGCCGUCGCCGCCUAUCUCCUCUUCAAGCACCCCGCUCGCUUUGGCCAGCGGCCGGCAGCGACCGAGAUUCAUUCCUCCGUGAGUUCGACGGCCAAGUGGCAGGGGACGAGCGACGCCGCGCAAAAAGCUGUCGAGGCUGUCGUCGCCCACAUCCGCAAGACACGCGAGAUUGCCGAGCCCAACCCGGGCUUCAUCUCGCAGCUCGAGAUGUGGUGGGACAUGGGCUGCCCCGUGAAGGAGGGAGAGCUGGAGAAGCACCAGAUCUACCAGCGCUGGACGUACAAGCGGGAGGUGGAGGAGAGUCUGGCUGUGGGCGAGGCGCCGUCGCGCCUGCGGUUCGAGGAUGAGGAGAGGGCAAAGGGCGGUGCCUCAGGCCCCGGCACGGGGCAGGAAAAGGAGCUGAGGUGCAAGAAGUGCCGUCGCGUUCUGGCCACAUCGGCAUUUGUCCUCGACCACGAGCCCGUCACGGGCGUGUCGCCUGCGUCGCAGGCAUGUCAGCAUGUCUUUGUUGAGCCUCUCAGCUGGAUGCGUCCCACACUCGAGCAAGCAGAGCUUGAAGGCCGGCUCAUCUGCCCAAGUGACAAAUGUGGUGCUAGCUUGGGCCGAUAUAGCUGGAGGGGCUUCAAGUGCAGUUGCGGCGGUUGGGUCACGCCAGCGUUUAGCCUCGCCAGGGGCCGCGUGGACGAGGUGCGGGCGUCAGUGGGCAUGGGCGCCGGCACGGGAGCUGAUGCCGAAGCAGCGAGGAGGGCGCAGAGGGCUGCGUUAGGUAUCAGGAUGCCGGCUGGGGCGGGAGGCGGCAAUGGUAGGCUUUGA
Molecule: messenger RNA, 1491 nt
Organism: Verticillium nonalfalfae
Lineage: Eukaryota; Fungi; Ascomycota; Sordariomycetes; Glomerellales; Plectosphaerellaceae
Gene: DUSP12
Product: dual specificity phosphatase 12
Exons: 2
Coding region: 1-1491 (496 amino acids)
Biological process (GO): protein dephosphorylation
Cellular component (GO): nucleus
Molecular function (GO): protein tyrosine/serine/threonine phosphatase activity
Source: RefSeq, a predicted model, not a curated record